AUGGACGCACCCGCCGUGGACGGCGCCAGCAACGAGCGCAAGAGCACCCGGUCCAAGAGCAUCACGCACUCGCAGCUCGUCAAGGCCAUCUCGGAGCUCGAGCUGGACUCUGGAGACAUUUCUGCCAGCAGGAUGGCGGCGCUUGCCUCGCCUUGCUUUUUCCACAAGAAGUUUGACAAGGCAGUCAACCUGGGCAAGGUGCUCGAGGAGAUGUCCGAAGACGAGACGAUUUCGCACUCGAGGCUCAUGCAGACGGCAUGCAGCGUCCGCGAAGUCUCCAAGCAGCUCCAGCGACGGCCCAUCAAGAUGACAGUGCGCAACGUCAUGAUCGUCACAAAGGCCCGGGACAACAACCUUGUAUACCUGACGCGCGAACUGACCGAGUGGCUCAUGAUCACGUCGCGUUACGGCUCCGACGUGGGAGUGAACGUAUACGUUGACCACAAGCUGCAGAAGUCGAAGCGCUUCGAUGCUGCCUCUCUGCUGGCAAAAGACCCGCGCUACAAAAACAUGCUGCGCUGGUGGACUCCUGAUCUCUGCUGGGAAACGCCCGAGAUCUUCGACCUCGUCCUUACCCUCGGCGGUGACGGCACUGUCCUCUUCACUUCGUGGCUUUUCCAGCGCAUCGUGCCCCCGAUUCUGUCCUUCUCGCUCGGCAGUCUUGGUUUCCUUACCAAUUUCGAGUUUGCGCAGUAUCGCCCCGCGCUAGAUAAGAUCAUGUGCGAAACGGGUAUGCGGGUCAAUCUCCGCAUGCGCUUCACCUGCACUGUAUACCGCUACCAGAAGAACGCCGCCCAAGGAUCGCCUCAACAUGUUGAAGCCGAGCAGUUUGAGGUGCUCAACGAGCUCGUCAUUGACCGCGGCCCAUCGCCCUACGUCUCCAACUUGGAACUGUACGGCGACAACAACCUGCUCACUGUUGUGCAGGCAGACGGCUGCAUCUUCUCCACGCCUACCGGCUCGACUGCCUAUUCGCUGUCAGCAGGCGGCUCGCUAGUCCACCCCGAUAUCCCUGCCAUUCUUCUGACCCCCAUCUGUCCUCACACUCUGUCCUUCCGCCCCAUGCUUCUCAACGACAGCAUGCUCCUGCGCAUCGCGGUACCCCUCAAGUCGCGCGCAACUGCAUACUGCGCCUUUGACGGCAAGGGCCGCGUCGAGCUCCGCCAGGGCGACCACGUCACCAUCGCAGCCUCGCAAUAUCCGUUCCCUACUGUGCUCUCCCAGCCCACCGAGUGGUUCGACAGCAUCAGUCGCACCCUGCGAUGGAACUCGCGCGGUGCAACGCAGAAAGCAUGGGAUGGCGACGAAGAGGACGAAGACGAGGAAAAGGAACCAGAUUUCGACAUCGACUUUGACAAUGACGACGUUGAUCGCGAUUCUGGAUACAGUGCUGAUGGCAGCACGGUAGAUGGUAGGGGAAGCCCCAUCAGAAAGGGCGUGGUGUUGCCUUUUAUGUAA
Exserohilum turcica Et28A is the source of this 1458-nucleotide messenger RNA. RefSeq lists its product as uncharacterized. Gene Ontology annotation, biological process: NAD+ metabolic process; NADP+ biosynthetic process. The transcript has a single exon. Gene Ontology annotation, molecular function: NAD+ kinase activity. The record is from RefSeq and is a predicted model, not a curated record. NCBI's taxonomy places the organism in Eukaryota, Fungi, Ascomycota, Dothideomycetes, Pleosporales, Pleosporaceae. The coding region runs from base 1 to 1458 and encodes 485 amino acids.